CGACCGGGCUCCGAUCUCGCUUAUGUACCUUGAUAUCGAAAGUGGGCCCUCUCCCUCUCGGCUAAUUUGCUCCGCCGUUGCCUGUCUGGCCUGCCUGGUUCACCCCAGCUCUGAGUGCAGCACAAACGGCGCUGCCAGCCCCCCCUAAACGGCUGCCACAGCGCAGCUUCGGCUCUGUGCUCAGCGGCGUGUCAGUUCUUUCAGUAAACAGCCACAGCGGUCGUCAAACAGCCCAGGCGACCUAGGGUCCACCUUGGCCGCUGCGAGCACGACAUCAUUAGGUGACGGAGGCGACCUGCUGACGUGCGAAAUCGUGACUCUGGCUGCGACGCGGACAGUCCGUCGUCUCGUCCGUCUCCUCCCACCAUCUUCGGUCACCCCCCCCCCCCGCCGCCAGUUAGUCAGUCCGUCGGUCACUUCUACUAUCCGCCAUCCGCAUCCCGAGACUUCUCUCUCUCUCGCUUCCGUCCUCGAUAAUAUCCCCCCCGUUGGUGUUCUCCUUAUCUGUUUGCUCCUUACGGCAAGAAUGAGCUGCGACCAUCUUGUCUCUUCUGUCUGAUUGCUCCUCUAUCUCGCUCUCUCCAUCUGUCUCGUUGCCUGAUCAUUUACCGCCCGUUCCUCCCACAAUCUCCGAAUUGCAAUCCUCCUCCUAUCGAGAUCCGAGAUCCGAAAAGCUCCCAGCAAGAUCCCAAAGCUCCCGGCCGAAGCCGCCAGUCACCAUGGCGCGAGCCACGAGCCCGUCAACUCCGCCAACCCCGUCCGACGACCGGACAGUCGUGGCAACUGUCCUCGACGACGAUGACGAUAACGAUGCAUCUUCCACCAUCAGCCGCUUCAGCUCGCGAUCAUCCUUCGACUCCGAAAGACCCUCCUCCUGGCGCAAGCGCCCAAGCCGCCGUGCGGCCAGCACCCUGCGAGCCAUCUCCUUCGUCGCCGCUCUAAUCUCCGCCCUCUGUGCUGGCUCCAUCACCGUCUUUUCCAUGUACGGCCACAUUUUCCAAGAGCGUCUGCAUUACACCCAGUUCCAGGUCAACGGGCUCGCCAUCAGCAGCUCCAUCGCUCUCUACCUACCCGUCUCGUUUCUCGGCUACAUCUGCGACCGCGUUGGCACACCACCCCUCUCCCUGCUGGCCGCUAUACUGUUCGGCGGCGGCUAUGCUUUGGCUGCCGGCACAUACCGGAAGCUCGAGGCCGAGAACCUGGGAGGCCUGCGCGACUAUGCCGGCAACCGCAUCACCGGUGGUGCCGACUGGACCUAUCCGCUGAUGAUCUUCGCGUUUGUCUGCGUCGGCGUCGGUACCUGUUCCAUGUACCUGGCCGCCGUCGCGACGUGCGCCAAGAACUUUGGUAAGGGGAAGCAUCGCGGUCUGGCUCUCGCUGUGCCCAUCGCCGCCUUUGGAUUGAGUGGCAUGUGGCUAAGCCAGCUUGGCAGCCAUGUAUUUUACGAGCGCCUGCCGGACGGUACGGCCGGAGACCUGGAUGUUUUCCACUUCUUCGUCUUCCUGGCCAUUCUCCUGCUGGUCGUCGGGGUCGUCGGGGCCUUCACUCUGAAGGUUGUCGACGAGGAGGACAUUUUUGAGGAAGCCGCUGAGGAGCUCGAGCGGAGCGGUCUCCUGGAGCGAAGCACUUCAUUCCUCAGCGCGCGCGAGCUUGAACGUAGCAGAGGAUACGGCGCAAUCGGACAAAUCGAUGACGACCCCGAAGAUGGCGGCGUGCUUGGGCCAGCCGAAGACGACGCCAAACUCAGGAAGAAGAUGGUGCUCAAUGCCGAAACGAGAAGCUUUCUGGCCGACAAGACCAUGUGGUGCUUCGCUCUCGGCUUCCUGCUGAUGAUCGGCCCCGGUGAGGCAUUCAUCAACAAUCUGGGCACGGUCAUCGGGACCCUGUAUCCGCCCACCAUGCGCUACGUCGGACCUCCGACUUCGGCUGCGACGCACGUCUCCAUCGUUGGCAUUACGAGCACGGUUGCCCGUCUGGCCACCGGGACCCUGACCGACCUGCUGGCACCCUCGCCACAGACGCAGCACCUGCAGGUUUCGUCGUCGCCGCCAUUCCUCCGCGGGAGGCCAGCCAUCUCCCGCGUCGCAUUUCUCCUGUUCUUCGCCAUUGUGCUGUCCCUCGGCCUGGUCGCCCUGGCUUCCGGUCUCAUUCAGGAGCACGGCGAACGCUUCUGGAUCGUUUCCGGCCUGAUCGGCUCCGGUUACGGAGCCGUCUUCAGUCUGACGCCCAUCAUCAUCACAGUCAUCUGGGGCGUCGAGAACUUUGCGACCAAUUGGGGCAUCGUCGCCAUGUUCCCCGCCCUCGGGUCGACCUUUUGGGGCCUGGUCUACUCGGCCGUGUACCAGUCGGGCGCCGAGAACUCGCCUCAGCGCGACGGCGGCGGGGACGUCUUCUGCUACGGCCAGCAGUGCUACGCGCCGACUUUCUGGGCCAUGGCCAUCACCGUCUGGGUGGCGUGUGGCAUGAUCCUCUUUGCCUGGAAGGGCAAGGGCGGAUGGGCGCAGCGGGGCAUCAUCAUUUAACUCAGCCAGGCCAUCCGCAUUGUAUUUUCAACCAUCACUGCAUCGCAUACAUGCAUUAUCGGGCGUUUAGGUAGGGGGGACAGUGAAAUGGGUAAGGCGUAUGACAUGUAUCGCCAUGCUUUCAUUUGGGUAUAUAUCGCAUAAAGUCAUGAUUAAUCUUCGGGCCAGUCCUGUUUAACCUCUCUCUCUUUCUCUUCCUCAUGAAUUGACCUCCCUGUCUCUCUCGCUUUCUCUCUCGUGUGAUGGAAAGUGCCACCUCCUCUGCCCAAAACUCUUGCCCU
Colletotrichum destructivum is the source of this 2803-nucleotide messenger RNA. RefSeq names its product Putative major facilitator superfamily, MFS transporter superfamily. Lineage: Eukaryota; Fungi; Ascomycota; Sordariomycetes; Glomerellales; Glomerellaceae. The transcript has a single exon. Gene Ontology annotation, cellular component: membrane. Gene Ontology annotation, biological process: transmembrane transport. Bases 720 to 2522 code for a protein of 600 amino acids. The record is from RefSeq and is a predicted model, not a curated record. Gene Ontology annotation, molecular function: transmembrane transporter activity.